AUUCAGCCUUCCAUCCUUCUGAGGUCCAUAAAAUGAGAAUCCAAAUUGUUGGUGACAAUAUGCGGACUCUGUAAGCCGCUUAGAGAAGGCUGUAAAGCACUGUGAAGCAAUAUAUAUAAUAUCCUGUAUAUCUUUGGUGGAAUGGUGGAUUCAGCUUUCACACAGAAGAGAAAUCCUCUCUGGAUGUAUGACACAGAUGCAACCAAGUGGAUAGCCUGCCGGUUCCCAGCAAUAACGGGGGAGGUUCAGGUUCCUGUUAAUCGGAAGGGCCAUAGUGCUGUGGUCUACAGGGGCAAUAUGUACAUAUAUGGGGGAUACAUUGACAUUAAAGGUGCUUCCCAAGAAUUCUGGACCUUUCAUUUUGAUACAAAACAAUGGGCCUCUCUAUCAGCUGCAUCCAGUGGGAGUAGCCCAGGUCCCCGACAUGGUCAUUCUGCUGUGGUUUACGGCAAUGGCAUGUACUUGUUUGGAGGAUUAAUGGGACUGAGCGAACAGAAGGACUUCUGGAUGUGGAACUUUAGAGCCACCAACUGGUUCAGUAUCAGGAGAAGCCAGGGACCUCCAAGAGUGGUGGGACAUUCGGCUUUAAUCUUGGAAGAUUCCAUGCUAGUCCUUGGCGGAGGCAUUUCUAACAGUAACCCAAAUAGUACUUUGUGGCAAUAUCAUUUUCCAUCUCAAACGUGGAUAAAAUUGCCUAGCUCAGAGGCACUUUCCUCCAAAGCUUAUCAUCAGAUGCUGCCAACUGGAUUUGGUUUCCAAGGGACUGCUGAUUGCCCACUGAGAUCGCUUGGUUCCUUGAAGUCUAAAGAAAAGGGUUGUUCAAGGCUACUGACUCUUUCUAAGCAGCACACCUGUUUUUUUGAGUAUCUUCACGAGGAGCCUACAUACCAGAUACUCAACAAUGAGGGUGGCUCCGACAUAGAAAUGAAAACGUUUUGCCAGUCUUCAAGGGAUUCUCUAGGAUUCACCCCCUAUCAAACCACAACCAGUGCAGAAUUGAAUUCAGAUCCGGCAGCAGAGUUGCUGUGUGAAGAAAGAACCUCGUAUCUCAACGUUGCCAAGGAACAGGAAGUUGCCACCAUGGAUCUAACAGAUGGAGGGCCAAGCUUGGACACUCUGAAAAAUGAAUGUGGAGACAUUUUUGAAUCCUCUGUUGUGAUGCUACUUGUUGGCGGUAAACCUCUGUCCAGUUCGUCUGCAAUCUCAUUUUGGCAAAUUGAACUAAAUGGAACUUAAAUACCAGACCACUCUCAGGAGGCAGAAGACAUGCCUCAGUUCAGUGAACUCAGCGUCUAGGAAGAAUCACUUGGCAGUUCUUGCUUAUGGUUGUAUCAUGAAACCUAAAUUCACACUUUGUAUGACCCUGAAAUACAAAGGAAUUCAUAAAACAUUCAGUGUGAGCUUUUUCAGCUCUUUGCUCUAUAGACAACUUGGGUCUGUAGAUGUCGAUGAGGCAGUAGGAUUAGGAAUUAGCAACAGCAGCCAUUGGUUGCAUUCAUUUCUUUGUAAGUAUGUGUGUGUGUGUGUGUGUGCACGCCAUUUCAAAGCCCAAAUUGCCUGUAUAAAGGAUGCAGUAAAAUCAUUCCCAUGACUAAGCUAGGUAAUCAUAAUUAAGUUCACUGGCUGCGUUGGCAUGGCAGGCUUACCUGCUUAUGCAAGGAAAACUUAACCAUCAUUUAUUCAGCAAACCCAAUAUUCUGCAUUUGCACUGUAAGCUAAUCUUCUGGAUUCUGAUAUAUGUUAGAUAUGUUUGGCUAUCUAACAGGUUAACACAGGUGCUUGCUCUCUAUAUUGAGUUUACAAUUGAAAUGAUAUUUGAACGGGGGAGGGGGGUGUUUCUUAGCAUAUGCUUAGCUGUUGUACUGCACUACUUAAAACCAUUUUCCCUAAAUAUGAAAUUCAUGAGGCUCCUAUAUUAGUUCCUCCGAUACAAGUUAAAGUGCCAGAACCAUGUAAUUUUAUAGAUCUAUAAGAGUAAUAGUGUCUGUUACAGCACAGCUCAGACAAUCUUAAUUCACAUCAAAAUAAGGCUCUCCAAUUGUUGUUCUACCCACCAGGUAUGCAACCGCAAGUACAAUUGAGCCUUACACAGGUCACAUACAAAUAAUUUGAUGUCCUGCAGUGAUGCUUCUUGAUUGUUGUUUUUUCUUGUGAAGUUCACUGUCAAGAAUGCCUAGGCAU
Thamnophis sirtalis is the source of this 2181-nucleotide messenger RNA. NCBI's taxonomy places the organism in Eukaryota, Metazoa, Chordata, Lepidosauria, Squamata, Natricidae. The record is from RefSeq and is a predicted model, not a curated record.